Wyeomyia smithii (pitcher-plant mosquito) is the source of this 3121-nucleotide messenger RNA. Its product is annotated as short stature homeobox protein-like. Bases 866 to 2500 code for a protein of 544 amino acids. Gene Ontology annotation, cellular component: nucleus. Gene Ontology annotation, biological process: regulation of transcription by RNA polymerase II. The transcript has 7 exons. Gene Ontology annotation, molecular function: DNA-binding transcription factor activity, RNA polymerase II-specific; sequence-specific double-stranded DNA binding. NCBI's taxonomy places the organism in Eukaryota, Metazoa, Arthropoda, Insecta, Diptera, Culicidae. The record is from RefSeq and is a predicted model, not a curated record.
CUCCAUCGGUUUAGUUUCAUCCGCUGUAGAAGCGUACCUGAUCGAUCUAACGUAUGCCGAAUCGUGCCGAAAUUGGAAAUCCCGUCGGGUGGUUUGUGGAAAAUAAUCUCUCGCAACGUUCCCCAGAGUGCCGUCCGCAGGCUGGGUGGUGUGAAGCUGCCGUGGAAACGGGUUCCGGUACAUUUGUGGCAUAUUUCAAGUGUCCGUGACGCGAGCCCAGCGCGGAACUGAGCCGGGCAUGUGUUAGUGAGUUAACAGCCGAAUUGUACGACACUCAAUUUGAUUACUUUUUAUUAUGAUAAUCAUUACACAAACAGUCAAUUGAGUGAACGCAUUAAGGCUGACGAUGGAGACGAUACGAUGGGCGGUGGUUGGUUCGUGGGUCGGUUGAACGCUGAAAGGAUAUUGUCAACCCUACGCGCGACUGUUGCAAUUCUUGAGCGAGUCAUUAUCGUCUGGUGUGCCGCACGGGUCGGAUCAACCUCUGGGAUUUGCUCCUGAGUGCAGUUGUGGUUAACAGUGGAGUAAAGUUGCAUGACUAGUGCAUGGUGGAAAAGUUUUUUGGCUCAUCUCAAAAACUGAAAAGAAGAAGAAACAGAGAAAAAAGAAGAAUUGCUAUAGACAUCCGGGCAGUGAAACAGGUGUUACCGGAACUAAGGUGUGGAGCUAUAAAUAUAUGACAAAAAGUUCGCAGUGUCUCGGCGGAUACAAGGGCCGACAACGCUCAUAUGGAUAUACUAUUUAUGAUUUGGUGCAAGCAUGUGUGAACUUUUAGUGUGAAAACUUUAUCGUCUGAUAUUAUUUUCUACAAGUGAAAUGAGCAAGUGUUGAACUCAAACUUCGGGGUCGCGAAUUGCGUAACACAAUGGAACAGCUGGCGCAUUUCGUUACCAAAUCCUUCGAGUAUAACAACAGCCGUGUACUGGAUAUUCUCAACAUGACUGCCGGCAGUCGGUUGAGCGAAGACUUUCUCAGUCGCAGUAACGAUCCGGAUCUAAUGUCGAACAACAGUAGCAGUGCGAGUAUCUGUGAGAAUGGUGAUCUGGAGGAGGAAAUCCAGGGUCAUGCUGUCGAUCAGCGGAAUCAUACCGCAAGUGUUCGUCAUUCAAACGAUGAAGAGGACAAUGAUGACGAGGAAUCUAUUGAUGUGGAAAUAACAGACCUGUCUUACAGUACGGGUUCUGGGGUAAAUGGCAACUGUGUGCAGAGUGAUAAAAUAAAAACAACAGCCACUUCACCGUCGAUGGUGGAGAGCAAGUAUAGUGCUACUAAUUAUGAUAAUAAUAACGACGUGGUAGUCAGUAAUCGGAACGAGAGUAGUGUAAUAAAAAAAUAUGACAAUAAUAUAAGUGAGCGCGAAAAAUCGGCGGAGUUGGAAUACGGAAACCCUCCUACUAGAACACCAAUUAGUAAGAAGCAUGAACCAAAAAAUUGGCUGAUUGCGGACUUAGUCGAAGAAACGUAUGAUAGGAGAGAAAAAUCGAAACAAGAUGUUGCCUUAAAUUUGGUUCGAUCCGAGAGCGAACCCAACUACAAGACAGUCGAGUCUAACGCGGUGGUUCGACCGAAGCCUGCCUCCGAACUGCUGAAGCAAAGCGUAGACCUAAUCAACGGCCAUGGGUAUCCUCCGCUGCCGGUCGCUCCUGUAGCACCUGCCACCGAAAGCAACACCCAUCACACCCACAGCACCAACACCGACAACGAUUCCGACACAGACAAGCUAGACGACCACCAGGAUCAGGAUUCGAACGAACCGACCAGCAACGGUGUUCCCGAGGAGAAGCUAAAAUCUUCACCAGCACCGCCGGACUCGUUGCUCGGUGGGCACGGACUGUCCAGUUUGGCCAACAAUAAGCAGAGACGAUCUCGAACCAACUUCACGCUGGAACAACUGAACGAACUGGAACGGCUGUUCGAGGAAACCCACUAUCCGGAUGCGUUCAUGAGGGAAGAGCUUAGCCAGCGGCUGGGACUGAGCGAGGCGAGGGUUCAAGUUUGGUUCCAGAAUCGACGUGCAAAGUGUCGGAAACACGAAAAUCAGCUACACAAAGGUAUCAUCCUAUCAAGCCACAGCCCACCGGUGACAACCCCACUGGAACCGUGCCGGAUAGCACCGUACGUAAACGUUCCAUCGCUACGAGGAAACGUGGGAUCAGCGGCAGCCGGAGUCACGCCUCCAACCGGAGUCAACACAGGCAGCACACAUCCUGGAUUCCCCGGUGCAGCCUUCUCCGCUUUUGACACAGCAUUUAUAUCCGCAGCAGCACAUCGGUACGCGGCUGCGCUGUCCUCCGGAACGGUACCAGCGGGUCUGUUCUCGCUCUCCCAGUAUCGACCCGCGACGAGUGGGCUGGCAGCAGUAGCAGCUGCGGCCGCGGCCACUGCGUCCCUGCCCGGGUUUACCGUUGCGCACGAUAAAAACUCCAGCAUCGUCGACCUGCGACUGAAGGCAGAGAAGCACAAGGAAAAUCAGAAGAAAAUUGUGAAUAAUGUGUCGUAAGGGUACAGGAUUCAUCACUCAUCGCGUCGCAACGAGCUUUUGUCGCGAUGUGUAUGUAAUUUUUUAAUUAUUUAUUGUUUUGUGUCUGUUGGCAAGGUAAUUAUUUAUUUUUCGACAUUUCCAUGAAGUUUAAUUAGGCUCCAAUGCAUUCUUUUUCGCAUUCGAAAUUCCCUAUAAUGGAGGAUAUAGAAUGCUCCAAAGUUGUGAACCGGGGUAUCAUUGAUGAUUUACAGUUUAAUUGAGUUGCUUGCUUGCCGUAGCGUGCACAAAUGCUUGCGUGUUUAUGUUAAUGAGAACUAAUAAGUAUGAUAAAAUAAUUAUUUUGUAUGAGAUUUUUGAACUUUCAAAUACAACAACGAAUGUUUUCAUAAACUACCAUAGAACUAGUCAUAAACAUUGUAAAGUGUUUAAUAAAAGAAGUAGAAGUAUAAUUUCAAACUGCCCUAUCAUAAUUUUAGUUAUAACAUAUAACAUAAUAUAUACCUCCGUUGCAGUGAAAAUCUUUGAUACUCCGUUUUACAGAAAAAGAAAAACAAAUAAUCAACAAUGACACGUAACGUAACACAGAACACAUUGUGUAAUACUACUAUAAGUCAAAAGAGUAGAUUGUAAUAAAUUUGA